AUGACAGAAAACGAGGAUCUGUUGAGCAAGAUUGGCCGACUUGCAGGUCAAAUAAAUCGACACAAGAAUCAGUCAUCGCAGCCACAGUCCUCUCACCAGUCACAGUAUGUAUCUCGCCAUGCGCCUUCUCAUCCAGGAUGGGCACCAUACUCUCGAGGCAGAGGCCGACCUGCGGGCCCGCAUCGACACCGCACACUGAUUCUGAAUAACGGAGGUGCUGGCUCCACACCCAGUGCUACUUCUUCCCCUGGCCCCGCGAGCGACAACGAUGGCGAGUCGCGCCCUCCGAUCACCUCAGGGUGGGUUGCUAAACGUGAUCGCCACAUGCAGCUCAUCAACUCCGCCGUUUACGACAAGGAACAACAGGCCAGAGCCAAGGCUAUGGAAGAAACUCGAAAGUUUAAAGAGCAACGACGCGCCGAACGUGAACAAUCAAAGGUGCUUCGGUAUGCUCAGGGUUCUUCAAGUGCAUCUGUGUCUACUGCUUCGCAACAGAUUCUUGUCAACGAUGUUCCAUUUAAGGUUGUACGCGGAGGCAGCAAGUUGGUUCGGGUAUCAAAUGACCCAAAUUCCGCCAAUACCACACCCAAGCGUGUAACCGUUGCUGGCGUGACUUUUGUCCGAAGCAAGAACGGCAACCUGCACCGUCUUGGUGCUGUUGCCUCGAAAAAACAACCAGGCGCCGCUAAAAAGCGGGAUGAACUGUGUAAAAGAUUCACUACGACCGGUAUUUUGUUUUCCGGCGCCACAUUGCCCGCCAAAAUCGCCCCCUUUACUCAGAAACUGACACACUUACUUUUGAAUUCAGGUACAUGCUAUAUGGGACCAUCCUGCCGCUUUACUCAUGAUCCAACUAAAGUUGCAAUCUGCAAAGACUUCCUUCAGACAGGCAAGUGCAGCGCAGGAACCAGCUGUGAUCUUUCCCAUGAGCCAUCGCCUCACCGAUCUCCCGCCUGUGUGCAUUUUAUGAAGGGACGGUGUUCCAAUGAUAACUGCCGCUAUGGUCAUAUUCGCACAACACCUGGUGCACCUGUCUGCCGUGGCUUUGCGACUCUAGGUUAUUGUGAGAAAGGUGCUCAAUGCGAAGAACGUCAUGUGCACGAGUGCCCUGACUACGCGAACUCCGGCGUCUGCCACAAGAAACGCUGCCAGUUGCCACAUGUUGACCGUGCCGGUCAAAUUCGGAAGGCUGCCGCCGCUGCAGCAAGUAGAGCCGAGCCUGGAGAGGAUGAUUCUGACCAGUCCAGUGAAGAGGAGGAGUACGAUGCGAUUGAUUCGGAUGAUGUCGACUCAGAUGAGUUUGACGACGCGCCUGAAGAGUUGAUUGCAGGUGAGGAUGGUGAGAUGCUACAGCAGCAAGACUUUAUUCGCUUCUAA
This is a messenger RNA of Penicillium odoratum, 1377 nucleotides long. RefSeq names its product CCCH zinc finger protein. Bases 1 to 1377 code for a protein of 458 amino acids. Gene Ontology annotation, molecular function: metal ion binding. The transcript is spliced from 4 exons. Gene Ontology annotation, cellular component: nucleus. The record is from RefSeq and is a predicted model, not a curated record. Lineage: Eukaryota; Fungi; Ascomycota; Eurotiomycetes; Eurotiales; Aspergillaceae.